Eriocheir sinensis (Chinese mitten crab) is the source of this 5635-nucleotide messenger RNA. RefSeq lists its product as uncharacterized. Bases 1849 to 5088 code for a protein of 1079 amino acids. Gene Ontology annotation, cellular component: cytoplasm. The record is from RefSeq and is a predicted model, not a curated record. Gene Ontology annotation, molecular function: guanyl-nucleotide exchange factor activity. Gene Ontology annotation, biological process: axon guidance. The transcript is spliced from 6 exons. Lineage: Eukaryota; Metazoa; Arthropoda; Malacostraca; Decapoda; Varunidae.
AUAAGGCUUUCGUAGAGUUUUUGUGGGUGUUUGCAUGGAUAAUUUCAUGAGCCUAAGUAUAGUUUGACAAGGGUUCUGCAGUUUAAACGUAAAAAUAAGCUCAUGAGAACGCGAUCGUAGUACACAACCUCCAGCAGAUUCCCAGAAGUACGAUGACGUGCGGAAUUAAGUUUUUACGAGCGAUGUUUACGCAAUCAGUUGAUGUUCCGUUUUACUUUUAUGACAGAGAUUUGUUUUUUGCUUCUCUUUGUAAGUCCUAUGCAUCACGCUGAAUAGGGUUGUAGUUUCGUAUGGAUUGCUGCAUGCUUUGAUAUACGUGUGAUGUGGGUGCAAUUAUUAUUUUUUCUGCAGCGAGGGAGGCAGUUCAAGGUCAAUAAACAAAAACAAAACAAAGAAGCCCACUAGACCCUAUACCAACACGAAGAAACAGAACUUAAGGCCAGAGGAGAAAUUAAGUUUUGUGUGAAGAGGUGUCUUGAUGUCCUCCUCCUGAAAGAGUGCGUAAAUAGUUUCAGAAGCGUCGCGAAAAUUUCAGAACGCAAAAAUAUAUAAGAUUUGAAACGAAAAGACAUUCACUCUCAAUACAACGACGCUACCGAACAACAACAACAAAAAAAAAAGAAUAUAAAUAAUGACACAAGGAAAAUACACAAAUCUCUCUCGUUUGUAGGUUUUCGUCCGCCAAUAAAACAAAUUUCUGAAGUGAAGUUAAAACGUAAAUUAAUGACCAGCGUAUUAGAAGACAGCAACAACAACAACAACAACAACAACAACAACAACAACAACAACAACAACAGAUUAACACUAACAUGACACUUGGGAUUUAACAAAGACAAGAGACUAACACCGGAAAUACAUAACAUGAAUAACAAGGUAAAGGCAUAGCUGGGGGCAUAUGAUACACUAUAGCUUCGCGUGACCUCAGUGCUAAUCUCCGUCACACUAAUCCUUGAGCCUGUGGAGAGUCAAUCUGGGCGAGUGUGACAUCCGGGUUGUUACAGUUUACCCUCCCCAGGUUUUCCCAGGUGUCCAUUUUUCAGUCAGACCAAAAGGGAGGAUGAACAACAAUGAAUAAGAAAACAACAACAACAACAACUGAUUAAUGCGAAGAUACUGGCACCUUGCUAAAUCUAUCCAUCGUUAGUUAGCAGUAGUAGUUAUUUUUAUUUUUGUUGUUAUUAUCAUUAUCAGUCUUGUUGUUGUGGUUGCUAUGUUUUUUUAGGCAAGACAGAUAAUUAAACGCGGUCACUAUCAGGUUUUACGUUAUCAAAAUCUAAUCUAAGUCUCUCCUUCUCUCUCUUUCCCAUACUAUCUCAUUCUUCUCACUUCACGGGCCCGAUAAAGGAUAGGAAGAGCAAAACAAACUAGUGGAAGAAGCCUGCGCGUUACAACGAACCAGAAAACCGUCCGUAAAAUACAUUCUUAGUUCUUGCAUCCGGGAGCGGCGCCAAGACCAGGACGUAAUAGCGGGACCUUUAUGAGUUACUAUCAGCAUAAUGUGAAAAUCCUGUCCCCGAAGUGAUGUGAAAAGUGCCUCACAGAACACACCAAAGCCCGUGAUCAUCAGAGAGUCAAAGCUUGUAAGUGAAGAGAACCACACCGCCACAAGCACCACCACAAGCACCACCACCACUGACGUUACACCACCACCAGUACCAGCAGCAGCACCUCCGUCACCACCACCUACUUCCCACUCCUCUUCGACCCACUCCCUCCUCCUCUUCCUCCUCUUCCUCGAUGGCACGGUCACACCUGAAAUGGCCCAGGUGAAGGACCGUCCCCUGUGGUGGCCGUGACCUGUGGCGAAGACUGCCGGACCGUCCCGUCCCUCGGCAGGCGUGAGCGGCCAUGAUCGACCUCGAGGACGACGCCACGCCCCUCCUGAACCCUUUCUCUCGCAACAGCUCCCUCCGCAUCGCCAGCAGGAGGAAAGUCUACGCCCCCUCCCGCCCCCCCGACGAUGUCCACGCCAGGCCCCCGUUGCCGCCGCGCCCGCAGGGGUUAGCCCCGUUGCUUAGGUCCUACUCAGUCACGGAGGGGGAAGACAACUGGGGACGCGUUAUUCUUCCCCAGGACGGUGAGGCAGCCCAGGCCCCGGACAGUAAGGGCUGCGAGAGUCAGAACGUCCCUCACCGGCCUGACAGGUUCACUCAGCUCCCCUGCGGCGCCAUGGGGCCCGCCGAGCAUGGUGACGAUCACGGGAGCAGCGGGAGAGACCUCCAGCGGAAUGGCCCCCUGUCAGUCUCUUUGCCUCCUGGCAAGAAGAGUCGCUCUGGAAUCUUAGCGAGGUUGUCUUCCCCUCUUGCCACUCGACGAGCGAAAGUGAAACAGGCUGCGCCGCCAAGGACUGAGGUGGAUGUCUCAGGCGACCCAAAGCUAUUCAACCACAGUGAAAGGCCAGCCACAAGCUACAGAAAGCCGCAGACGAAGCUUUCGCCAAGAUCCGCGAUCGUGCCUCCCCUCUACACCCACAAGGCCACACCCACGAGUGAACGACCUCAGUGCAAUCUCACAAGACACGACAGCAUACCUAAAAGGAACAACAGCUACUCUCCGCAACAGACAAGAAACAACCUUUUAGGAAGAUCCACCUCCUUCAGGAGCCGACCCUCAGGAUGGCCCAACGUGAACGAGAUCGUCACGAGGGCCGAAAGGAUCUGCAAUAACACAUCGCCGUCCCCGGGCACAGAGGCGCCGCUGGCAAACCAUCAGAACCAGGGCUGGGAGAGGCAGCAGGCACCGAGGGGCGUUCGCCGGCACUCCUCCCUCCCGCGGCCGUCGCUCAUCGGCAGAAACAGCCCAGUGGAGCCCAAAAUACACGGCCGCUCACCCAGCCCCGCCAGGAGGGGAGACAACGCCCCCCCAGCCGCCACCAGGUCCACCACCCCGACCCCGCCCAGCCCAAGCACCCCCACCACCCCCUCCACCCCCACCCGUGGCCCGAACUUCCCCACCACCCCCACCGGCGGUCCCUUCAGCCCCCGCUCCUUCAGACGCUGUGAAUCUUUGAACCUGGAAGUUAGCAGUCGUUGCCGCUUGUCGAGGAUCGAGAGGGCCAGAGAGAGCAGCAGAGACGGCGGCGGCAACACGAAUGGCCUCGGGGACGGUUACUACAACAAAAGUGUGUUGACGAGCCGCACCUCCUCGGACAGCGGGUACAGCACCUGCAGCAGCGUCUCCAGGAGAAGUUCCAUCGUCUCGGUGGGCGAGGAGGGCAUGAUAGAGUGGUUCGGCAGCCGCCUCAACCUGGAAGAAGAGCCUUUGCCGACCGAACCCGCAAGAGGCCAUUUCUUUUUCUUGCUUGAGAAAGAGGAGGAGUAUCUGCAGUGCCUGGAGAGCAUGCUAAAGGACUACAAGGCCAUGUGCUCCAAGACGCCCUCGCUCAUACGGCAACACUUUGACCUCAUCUUUAGGGAGAUCAGCAUCAUCUACCACUUCCAUCAGGUGUUGCAGGAGGACUUGCAGGAGACACACGGGGACCCGCAGCAGCUGGCGCGCGUAUUUAGAAAUGAACAAUUCCAGUGUUACGGCCGCCUGAUGGUGAUGACACCCGCCGCGCAGAAAGACCUGGUGCAGCACGCCAGCCACAUCAAGGAGCACUUCCCUGACCUCAGACGGAAUAUCCUGAAGCCUGCUCUACGCAUCAACUUCUACGCCAUGAUCCUGGACAGUAUCAAGAAGGAGGCGUCCCCGGACACGAAGGUGGAGCUCCAUGACGCCAUCGACUUCCUCAACCAAGUGAAGCGAAAGGCCAACACAGAGAUGACGCUGAGCACGGUCGUCCACAGCCCCGUCGACCUGAGGCUGGGCGGCGACAUGCUACACAUCGGAGAGCUCACCUACACAGGCGGCGGCACGCUACAGAAGAGAAAGUACCAACUGAUACUUUUCGAACACUUGCUUGUCAUUACAUCCAAGAAGAUUGAGUUAUUCAAGUACAAGAUUCACUACCGCGUCGAGCAGCUCGAGUCCGUGAGGAGUGUUGGUGACAACGAGCUGCUCCUGCACGUGCUGUCCGAGGGCCAGAAGCAGCUGCUGACACACAAGUUCUGGACCAAACACCCGAAAAUCAGGGAUGAGUGGAUCAGCGAGCUGGAGAAAAUCACUAAGCACAAUACGAGGCUAUGUCGCGGGAGAAACUCGAUCACACAACGAAUCCCUCGGCAACAGUACCAGAUGCUGCCGCUGGACCUCGGCUGCGUGUUCCCGUUGGUCAAGGCGGUGGUCAACACGCAGCCGGAAAGGACAGAGUCGACUGCUGAAAUGAGUUUGUCAUAUAUAAAAGACUGCGAAGAUAGGUACAUAAGACAACUUUCGGCUACACUAAACCCCGAGCUCUCGAGACCACCGGGUGAGCUCAGUAACCUGCUGGGAAACCUCUAUAAAGUCCACACUAAACUGUUCCUGCCUGCACUUAAGAGGUUCAAGACGGUGAGCGACUUUCUGGACUUCUUAGUGGAGAACCUGGACGAGCUGUCAGUGUACGAGGACUACCUGGUGGUUCGGUCCCAGCUGACGGUGGAGCUGGACAAUACGCCCCAGGCCGGCGAGUACAUCUUGCCCGUCCAGCACAUGUACGGCGUCUACUUUGGCCUAAUGAAAGAACUGAGCAAGACCGACAAGUGCAGGAGCGCGGCCCAACGUAUCAUCGAAAGGCUCCAGAAACACGUGGAGUCGGCACAGCUACGGGUGCAGGAUGAGGCGAUCUCAAACGGCAGAGUGGACUUCCAGCGCAGUGGCAAACUAAUCUUGUACACUCGGUUGGAAGUGAAGUCAAAUAAGAAAGACAUCCGCGCGGGUGACUACACUGGACUGCUAUUUGAAAACGUCUUGAUUCUGACGCGGCGGAAACGCCCUUACUACGAGCACGUGAUGGACAUCUGGCUGGACCAGGCCAACCUCGGUCGGCCUACCAGCCAUGACUGUACCUUCCGGCUGGAGGUGCGGCAGGGGCGCAAGAAGGAGCCAAUCACCUACGAAAUGUGUACCACCUCACCGGAGAACAAAAAAAUGUGGCAGAAUCACCUGCAUGAGCAACUAAUGGCACAGGUAAACAAGAUCCGACUAAGUUGGAUGCGCAGCACGUAGCAGCGACAACAUCACUUGCGAGAUGGACGUGCGCUGUUCCUGCCACGACCAAGAGUGAGUGGGAGAAGCGCCUCCACGAGCAACUAUUGGCUCAGGUGGACGAGAUCCGACUGAACGAAGCGUGACGUUUAGUGGCGACAGGACAACCGAGGCUGACCUCGUGAACCGCAGCACGCCGCGAGGCUCGGCAGAGACCCGCCGCCUCGGUGGCCUCGAUGUAGUGUGUCCGGAGUGGCCAGCACGUCCCAGGAACGUGUGGCGCCACCGGGGGAACCGUACAAGUGUUUGACGCGGACGUUUACCGCGUGUGCCAGACAAUUCUCAUCCAAAAGUUAACUGGGUACGCAAGAGGCCGCAGUGCAUUGUGUACGUACCUGUAUGGCGUGUUACCUACGUGUUACGUAAAUUAAUGAUGUUGUCUUGUCUCGAUGUUAAAUUAAUAUAUAGUUUUAAGUAUUAUACAUCAGUAUUUUUACGGCACUUGUCUGUGUUACGUGAAUAUUGCCUUAAGACUGACUUUAUAUAUAUAUAUAUAUAUAUAUAUAUA